Nelumbo nucifera (sacred lotus) is the source of this 480-nucleotide messenger RNA. RefSeq lists its product as uncharacterized. Gene Ontology annotation, molecular function: nucleic acid binding. The record is from RefSeq and is a predicted model, not a curated record. Lineage: Eukaryota; Viridiplantae; Streptophyta; Magnoliopsida; Proteales; Nelumbonaceae.
AUGGUAAUAAGAAAGAAUUUCACCUUGAUAGCACACCCCCAAGUCAACGGACAAGCUGAAGUAAUCAACAAGGCCAUUCUACAUGGCCUCAAAGCUCAGCUUUCCCAAGUUAAGGGUUUGUUGGUGGAUGAGAUACCUAGCGUGCUAUGGGCUUACAAAACCACUACCAAGACGGCGACAGGUGAGACACCUUUCAACUUAACAUAUGAGACCGAAGCAGUAAUACCAACUGAAAUGGAGGUACCAACGUUGCGAUCUGAAGCAUUCAUUGAAGAGUCAAAUGAAGAAGAUUUACGAGUGAAUCUCAACCUAGUAGAAGAAGUUAGAGACCUGGCCUACAUACGAACCACAACAUACCAGCAACGUGUAACUCAGUACUACAAUGCCCGAGUUAAGAGACGCCAAUUUAGGGUUGGUGACCUGGUACUCAGGAAAAUCAUGGUGCCUGAUCCUGGUGUAGGAAAGCUCGACCUAAAUUGA